AUGGUUCUGUGUUCAGGGGCACUCAUUUGUGGAAAGCGGAGUAUCAUGUUGCCGACCGUAAUGAGAGGUUCUCUCAUCCAUAUGGUUGGCUCUAAGCGAGGGAUAGAUAUGUAUUCCAUUAUUCUACUGGAAUAUGACAUGAGGAUCAAGGCAGGCAGAGUAGAAGAUGAUGAUCACCAGCUGAUUGACGGUGUAUCAGCCCUAAGCGACCUGCAAGGCACAUGGAAUCGUGCAUUCAGAAAACGCAUCCAUGGCGAUUGCGGCGCGGUUGACCUAGUGUUAGCACGCAUCCAUGAUGCGGUCCUGGCGAAUGUGGAAGUUGUCAUAUCAGAGGUGCAGAACAGUUUCAAUUUGUGUCUCCGAAGUUCCAUUGGUGGUUAUAAAAAGCAAAUCCGGCUCUUCGAUGGCGCCAUUGGCGAGUCACGUGGCUUAAAGAGGUCUGUGGUUGUUGUAGUGGAUGGAUCCACUAUGGAUUUGAAGUUCGAGGUUGCCUCGGAGCCAUCCUGUUCAGCGGAGCACCGUCGUUCCUUCAAGGCGCGCACGCAUGGGCUUGAUACUCGAGAGAUAAAGACUGAAUUUGGGUUGAUCUCAGUGAAGGUGGCUUGGUCGACUCUGCUUUCCACCUAG
Molecule: messenger RNA, 627 nt
Organism: Triticum turgidum subsp. durum (durum wheat)
Lineage: Eukaryota; Viridiplantae; Streptophyta; Magnoliopsida; Poales; Poaceae
Source: the annotation of a GenBank genome assembly